Mytilus californianus (California mussel) is the source of this 2532-nucleotide messenger RNA. RefSeq names its product paired mesoderm homeobox protein 2A-like. The record is from RefSeq and is a predicted model, not a curated record. The coding region runs from base 89 to 970 and encodes 293 amino acids. The transcript has 5 exons. Gene Ontology annotation, biological process: regulation of transcription by RNA polymerase II. Gene Ontology annotation, molecular function: DNA-binding transcription factor activity, RNA polymerase II-specific; RNA polymerase II transcription regulatory region sequence-specific DNA binding. Lineage: Eukaryota; Metazoa; Mollusca; Bivalvia; Mytilida; Mytilidae.
UCACCUGCUCUUGUGCUUGUGGUCUUAUAAAAUUAUUAAGUCCAACGAAAUCAAACGGUACAGUCGCAUAUCGCCAAAAUCUACAGAUAUGAUGGAAUAUUCGUAUUUAGGACAAAACACUUUCGAUGCUGCAAACUGUACUCUACCGGGAAUGGAAAACCCUUUAGCAAGUUGCAGUAUCCCUUGUAGUUAUGGGGAUAGUAAUCCCUUCGGUCAAAUGGCUGCACAAGGAUAUCGUUAUAAUGGGGUGCGGACAUUCCCACCAAAUCCAGCUAUGUCGUCUGCAAACUGCAGUAUGGUUCCUCGUCCACGAGAACAACCACAGGCUCCUGUUUUCCCUUCUGAGUACGGUGACAGCUAUGCAGCAUCAACACUAGGCUUUGUUGCCCAGUCAAAAAGACUAUCCUAUAAAAUGUACCCACAUAGUCAUGAAAGUGGUCUGAGUCCAGAAAAACGAAAACAAAGAAGAAUUCGAACAACAUUUACAAGUGCCCAACUGAAAGAAUUAGAGAAAGCAUUCUCAGAGACACAUUAUCCAGAUAUAUAUACAAGAGAAGAAAUAGCAAUGAAAACUGAUCUCACUGAAGCUAGAGUACAGGUCUGGUUUCAAAACCGACGAGCAAAAUUUAGAAAAGUAGAGCGGGCUAAGCAGCAACAACAAUCUUCUUCAUCCACGCCGACAACAACAAUUAAACAGGAGCCUAAUGCAAGCAACAAUACAAAUAAUUCUAACAACAACAACAACAACACUAAGGAAAAGCAUAAACAGCCUGAGGAAACUUCAAAUAAAAGUUUGUCAGAAAGUUCUAAAUGGACAAGCAAUGUGUCGAAUAAUAAAGUAGCAACCUCCUUGAGUGGAGCACCAUCAUUACCUGGUCCUUACUCUGGUAUCCUUUCAGCACAUUCAUCCGACUACCCUAACGUUCCAGCUUUAGAAAAAGCGACAUCGUUGGCAGCAGGUUUGUUUUGAAGAGAAUGGCAAAGAAAUGGGAAAUAACUGCUACUAAUUUAUGUUGUAUUGAUAACGUUCACGUUAGUUUUCAGAAGGUUGACUGGACCUAAAGAGGACACAAAGACCGAUUGUAUUAUAUACUUCGUGUGGUGUCUUAAGACAACUGUGCCAAUUAAUUGAAAUGCAUAUGUUUAUAUAUAAUAUUACAUCGAUACUGGUGAAGAUAUAUAAGAGCAUUGUUGAAUAUACCUGUUGUGUGUAUACGGCACACAUAGUAAAGCUAAAGAUGUUGAUGAGCAAAAAGAAUGAUUUGGAUUUAUAUACGUGAGAGAAUACCAUGAGUAAAGGGGACACACAUGGAAAAGGGACGGGGACACUUCGUAAAGAUACAUUUGUGAACCUUAGUAAAUAAAUGCUGUUCAGCACUCACAUAAAGAAUACAUAGCUUCUAUUUUUCAUUAGCAUUAUGUUCAAUGGCGUUUUGGAACUUAGUACAAUUUGUUUUUUUUUCUGCAACCAGCAUCUCACAUGUGAGCUGUAAAAAUCUUAUUAUACCAAGAACUUUAUACCUCUUAUAUUAUAUGUACAUAGUUAUAAAGCUAUUUUUUGUUUGAAUAUAUCUUAGUUGUAUAUAUGAAAUAAAUAUACGUGGUGUCAAUUACUACAACAUCAGAUCAGUAUUAUAGGUUUUUUUUAAGCACUAUAAGUUUAUUUUAUCAAUGAUAUGACCCUUUCAGUAUUAUUUGUAUGUGCCAAAUAAAUAAACUCAGACGAAUUUUAACUAUACAACCGUGUACAAAGGUUUUUCAUAUAUCUAACACCUUCCGUAACACACGAUGCCAAAAAUAAUGAAUUCUAAUUUUUAGCUUUUACCAUUUGUUAUUGAAUCUAAUUGUCUAAUUGUUUAUUUGUGAAAAGUAGUGUGUAAAAGUCAGAUUCAACUAUUUCCUUGCACUUUUCUAAUAGAAAAAAGUGGUAAUAUUGGAGGUGAUUUGUUCCUUUUUUAAUUGUUUGUGGGCGUUUGCUCCUAGUGUUUCAUAUGUCGUACUGUUGGCAAUGAAUGUUCAUAGUACCUGUACCAGUAAUGUAAAUUACGACUUCAACUGUCACAUUGAAAAAAAAAUAUGUGAAAUAUCAAUCUAAAUAAAUGUAUUUUAUAUAUAUAUAUUUUUCGUGUGUUAAAUGAGGCGUGCAGGCAUUAUGGUUUCACUUUACCUAGACCUGUUCAACCUAAUUUUUCGUGUAAUGGAAUACAUUAGAAUUAGUAGAAACCGGAUUGUAAUAGUGCACUGUAUAUAUACUUGUUUAUUGGUUCUUUUUUAUAUGAUUUUAUGACAUAUUAUAGUAUUUUGUUGCAAAAUAAUCGUAAAUUCAGUAUUAAUAAAUGUAAUUGUGCCAAUUAUUGCCUCUUGGAAGGCUUUUAUGAAAUGAUCUGAUAAUUUUUCACUUUUUUGUGACAUAGGUCAUGAACAUGUCCCAUGGAUUACAUAAUUAUACAUUCAACUAUUAAUUAUUUGAGGUUUUUUUUUUUAACUUGGAAGGCAUUUUAUGUAAACAAUAUUAUUAAAGAUAUGACUUUA